Molecule: messenger RNA, 828 nt
Organism: Daldinia loculata
Lineage: Eukaryota; Fungi; Ascomycota; Sordariomycetes; Xylariales; Hypoxylaceae
Product: P-loop containing nucleoside triphosphate hydrolase protein
Exons: 5
Coding region: 1-828 (275 amino acids)
Source: RefSeq, a predicted model, not a curated record
AUGCCUCGCCAGAUCGAUCUACUUCCAACCCCGACCCAUAUCGAGCCUAAGAAACUAAUAGUGCUAAGCGCACCUAGAACCGGCACCCAUGGCCUCUAUCUCGCUUUGAAGCUUCUAGGCUUUAAGCCGUACCAUAUGGCUGAGGUCAUCAAAGCCGGCCCUCAAGCAUUGCAUAUUUUGAGUGAUGGGCUCAGGGCUGAGAUUCUCCACGAGGGCAAGCCAUAUGGCCGCGCAGAGUUCGAUAAAUGGUUCGCCGACUAUGACGUAAUCAUAGAAAUGCCCUUCUUCAUGAUACGCUCGGUGUUGAAGACCUACCCGGACGCCAAAUUUCUCCUGACGGAACGAAACCCGGACAAGUGGGCGAGGUCAUUCGAAAACACCAUUGGUAUGAUGCAAACAAAAUUCAGCUCUCUUCCGAUGUCUAUAUUCAAGUACUUCGACGGGUUUGCCUAUGGCAUAUCUUCUAUGGGUCGGGUGCUAGUAGGUUACUACACCAACGGAUAUGGCUUGACUCCGGAAGGGCAUAAAUAUCUUACUGAGAAUUACACGAACUAUAUCGCAGAAGUAAAGCGUCUUGUCCCACCAGAGCAGCUAAAGGUGUGCAAGCUCGAGGAUGGGUUCGGAUGGGACGAGAUUUGCCCGUACCUAGGCGUCCCAGUACCCGAUGAAGAGUGGCCGUCACUCAAUACGCCAGAAGAAUUUGGCGAAGUGGCCGCCCCGAAGUUAAAGACGGCGUUCAUGAAGGGUAUGCUCGGUACAACGUCCAUCAUAGCACCUAUCGUCGCUGUGGGUCUUUGGUAUUUGAGAAAAGGAAAACUGUCUCUUUAA